CCAUCGUUCAUUUUAUUAUUUACACCUGUGCCUUUCCUACUGACAUGUCAAAAUGUCAUGUCUGUUAAAAAGGCUUAUCUUGACACAAUGUAAUAUGAGGGUAAGAGAGAUGUCUUUACACACCCAAACAGUCUUGAGAGGGAGUCUAAUUAAGCAAAAGUGAAAACACUUGAGUGGGUAGACCAUUGGUUUGAAGGGCCUUUAAUACCUUUAUAAAACCAGUGAUAAAUGAUAUACUGUAUCCUUGUAUGGGUAUGCUGUAUAAAAUUGAUGUCCUUUUUUAUAUAGCCUUAUCAAUAAAAUAUAAUAAAUACAUACUGUAUGUAACUACUGGCAUAGAUAGUGCAGGGACCAAUCAGCCUUGCCGUACAUACAGUAUAUGAGUGUAUACUUUACACAUAUCACACGUUCACAAAACUGUACGUACCUUUAAGUACUGUGGUUUAGUUGAAGCCGAACAUGAGAGUUCAGCAGUGCAGUAGAGCCAACAUACCAUGAAAUAAUUACAGCAAGAAAGAGAGAGUGCAUGGGUCACGUUAUGAGACUUUUGGAGCAUGAAAAUAGUUCUCACAGAGGCCAACGUGAUGCACAGUAUCAUAUAGAGUAGUGCAGCCACCAAAAGAACUGUACAGUAACUAGUGCAACUGUGCACAUAUGGUAGGAAUCGAAAGUUGUGAGAACAAUUAUAUCAGAGUCAGUUUUAUAAGAUUUUGCUAUUAGGAAUAAUAUGAUGCAUAAUAUGAUGACAACAGAGGUAAUAACUGAAUGUAAAUAACAAACGGUGGUGAUUUAACAAGAAAUGUACCACUUAAUUGUGAGUUGUUCUAAAAAAAAAAUGCUGCACAGAAAGGAUUUUGUGGGGAAAAUACACAGUAAAGACUAUCACAGUCCAAAAAUGUUGAAAAUACUGUUACCAAAAAAAUUAAUUUGGGAAGCUCAACUUUUAUUGUGUCUCCCAGCAGUUUCCCGUCCAUUAUAUUUGGAGCACCUCUAUGACCUCCAUGAAAGUUGUUGUUAAAAGUUUGAAUUAAACUUCUCUGAGCUGCAGGAAAAAAACAUCAUGCGAGACUUUUAAAAGCAGUGGUGUUUUAAACACUGGCCACUUCAAAGACAGAGAGUUCCAGAAACUGAGCAGCCUUAUGUUGACAAGCCCAGCCUUGAGGACAGGAGAGCCAUUGAACAGAAGCUUAGAUUAAGAGUAAUCCUCUGUUCGACUCGCUGAGAAGCUGCUCAAAUCUCUUGUUCAUCACUCUUAUACCUGUUAUAGUUGGUGGGGUUCUGCCAAAGUAGCAGUGCAUAGAUAUAUGAGAUAACCAUGACUCAGCCUAAAAAACAGCAACUUCUAAUUAACCUGAAAUGUUGCUAAAUUGAAUUUCUGUAAAUGGAUUCUUCACAGAAAAGUGAAGCAAGCUAUAAAUAUCAUUGCUGGAAGAUGAAACCAUUCACUUGUAUUAAAAACAACCUAAAAUACUUCCACAAUAACUGAAAUAAAAUCACUGGCAAUAUGCUCUGAGAGUUAUUGUCAUUGCAUUGUUUGCUUGUUUUUAAAUUCUCUUGUAUACAUCUAACACACCGUGGGACUGGUCAUACAGUACAUUGAACAAACAUCAUGGGGAAGCUGGCAUUUGAAACAAGCCUAAUCAUAACUGAACUAAAUGUCUGAAACUAUGAAAUGAAAUAUCAGAGAAGAGAAAAAAAAGACUCUGUAUAGUUCUGCAUCAGUUACUUUUCAAUUACAGCAGCCGAAGCAGAACGAAAUUGUUAGUGUCAUUUAUCGACUGUGGUGCUCUCCAUUAGAGUAACAACUGAGAGAAAUCCGUCCUGUUGUAUAACCACCUGGCUUUCUUACAAUAACAAAGAGUUCAUUUCUUCAGCUGGCCUUAAAAGUCUUUCUGGUGUGAUAUAAAGAACAGAUGAGAAGGCUACACCAGGAAACACAGAAGAGCACAUACAGACCAAUGAAAUCUGACCAGACAGGUAAUUUUCUCACUGUAGUUCCUCCAAUCAACUCCUGUAGAAGACAGAGUGAGUAAUUAUGUUUGUAUUUUUGUCUUCUGAGAGAUUAGGACUGGCCUCAUCGCUUGAAUUAUUUUCAAGAAUUAAAAAAACAAAACAUAUUUGCCAUAUAAAUAUUUUUUGUAGUUAAAAAUAGCUUGUUUUAUUUUCCUUUUGUGAAUCUUGUUUGCCGUCUUAACAUAUGUUUGACGGUCUAUUUAAUAAAUAAUUAAUAAGUGGAAAAUAGUUUCAUACGUUUCUGAAACAAAUUAAUCAAUAUUCCUUGUGAUUAGGUUUGCUUAUAAACAUAUCUUAAGUUAAUGUCAUGUCUAUUACUUAUGCCUUGAUGAUCAACCCUGGUGAUGUGGACCAGGCAAGAGUAGCCGAGCGCAGACACCAUCCCCAACCCCCCUAUGUGUAUAUUUUUUUAAUACUUUGUGAGGAAAAACUGUCAACCAUAUCCAAAGUGCAGGACCAAAGAGAAGUAAAUAAUGUAUGCUUUUGUUAGAUUCUUUGAAGACGAUAUGUGCUACGCGUUACCCGUUUCAAAUGUGGAAGAUUUCAGACCUCUGCACAGAACAGAUUUUGAUAAUCAGAAGGUGUAUCUGGUUCACAGAACUGAAGAGAAUGGCAGCGCAGGCCAGCCGUGCGAAGCACAGAUCCUUGCCCUUGCAGAUACAGUAGAGGAAUUUGAAGACAGUAUAAUGCAAAAGAAGAUGAAAAUUCCCAAGAUGUCCAUCAAGAAUUCAGGAAACUGUAUUGAGAACAAUUUUGGAGAGGAGAGAAUGCCACUCAGGCAUAAAAAGGCCCUAUCUCAGGACCAUGGACGCCCCCUUUCCAACUCCUCCAAGAGCCUGGCAGCAGUAGUGGCUCGCCUGGAGAGAAAUGCAGCCAGCUCCUGUAUGGAAGGGGAAGAGGACCUGGAUGAGGACCGGCUGGCCGAGGAGGGAGAGGAUGCAGACGACGAAGAUGACGAUAUGGAGGCAGAGCAUCAGCAACAUCAUCACCAGCAGCAACAACAGCAUUUGGAGGUGGACACGGAUUGUGUGUCUGAGGUAGCUGCAGCCGUGGUUCCCAGGGUCUUGUAUGAGGAGCUGGUUCACAGCUACAGGCAACAGGAGGAGGAGAUGAGGAGGCUGCAGCAGGAGCUGGAGAGAACCCGCAGGCAGCUGGUGCAGCAGGCCAAGAAACUGAAGGAAUAUGGCAGCUUGCUGACAGAGGUCAAAGAGCUGAGGGACUUCAACCGGAGGCUGCAGGACGUACUUCUCAUGAGACUGGGAAGCGAGCCUAUGCAUGACAAUGGUACUCAGACAAUCAAGGCUGAAGUGGUUGAACCCAUUGUUGAGGCCCAGGAAACAUGCAGAGAAGAAGCCAACACCAGUUCCAGCUACUCGCCCUCUCCCAGAACAGUAUACACCUGCAAUGAUGGGAAGGUACACCUCGGUGGUGGCAUCUGGGUGGAGGAGGAGAAGUGGCACCAGCUGCAGCGGACCCAGGGAGACUCCAAGUUCACAAAGAACCUGGCUGUAAUGAUCUGGGGCACAGAAACCCUCAAAAACCGUAGUGUCACUGGAGUGGCCACCAAAAAGAAGAAAGAUGCUCUGCCCAAACCUCCACUCUCACCCAGCAAGCUGAAAAUCGUCAGAGAGUGUCUCUACGACAGAGUGUCUCAAGAGACAGCCGACAGUGCAGAGAUUACGCAGAGAUUGUCCAAAGUGAACAAAUACAUUUGUGAAAAGAUAAUGGAUAUCAACAAGUCCAUCAAGAACGAGGAGCGACGGGAGUCCAAGCUGCUCAUCAGACAAACAGUCAAGAUGGAGAACUUCACAUAUGAUGGCAUGUAGUGAUCAACUGUUGUCACGCCGGCGCCUUCUCCCCCCCCUCCCCCGUGGUCCGCAGGAUAUUGAGGGGACUUGAUUUGGGUGAUUGGAGGAAUGUUUGUCACAGUUUCAGGAGUAGUUGUAUUCCUUUUACACAUUGGAUUGGUUAUUAUGUGAAAUGUUAAAACAAAUAGGCCCCUUCUGAGCUCCCUAUGUGACUUGAGCAACCAUCACCUUCCUCAGUGCCCAGUUUGCAAAUGUGGCUCACAGACAGCUUUACCCACUGGUCAGAAGUUGAACACAUGUGAACUAGUUUGAUGUGAACUGGUAUGAGUAUUUUUAUAAGCUUUACUGUGGGAUUGGUACAGAGACACGGUUUAUUGACGUGUGUGCAUUUGUGUCAAAAGAGAGAUUAGAUGUGAUUGUGAGAUUAAUUUAUUGUUCUGUGUCAGAACAUAAGUUUGAGUCCUUAAACUUUUAAAAAGUAAGAGGUUAUUUCCCUAGAUAAAGUCUUCUGAUGCUAAAAAGAAGAGGAUGCUCGCUUGCAUUAGAUCUUAGAUGUGUGAAAGGUUGGGUGAUCUGGUGACUACCCAAUUACUGCUGGGGAUCUGAGUGUUUAUUGUUGGUACUUACUGCAUAGAAUGGGACAUCAGGGUCUCGGAUGCAUAAGUCUUAAUUAGUAACAGCCAUAUUGCAUAUUGCAACAGAGACUCUGUUGCUCCAAGAGAUUCAUUUUGAGUUUGCUCCCUCCUUAAACUGUAGGUCAAUCACAACACAUCACUUCAUUAAAAAGAGGGUUUACAGAGGUUUAACGGGAAGUAUGACUCUAGAGUAUAUAGUUUUGUGCUGUAUUUGUUUUGUUUUUUUAUGUUGAUCUUUUAGUUAUGAACAUUUGCCAUCAAUGAGAGGACACAAGGAAAGGUUUUAGAUGUGAUAUUCCUGUGUUACUCUUAAUCAAACCUGUCACUUGCAGACGAUUUGACUGUUUAACAAGUUGUAGUGGUACAGGCACGUUGAUGCCUAGAAAGGCCUUAAAUGGAUUUGGCAAUCACCAGGGGCUGGUAUGCCCCUGGGUUUUCUAGUAAGCUGUGAUUGUAAAUGUAUAGUAAGCUGAAGUGAUGAAGCUUCACCUGCACUUUGCUGUGAGAAUGUAAGAGAUGGCUAGGUACUAUUUUCUGUGUGAUUCACACCAUUAAGUUGAGCUGAGCCGGGCUACUCGCUAUCCCACCCCUCCUGUAGUUAAAAGAUGCUGUGCUGCACGGGAAAAUGUGGGGAAGAAAAUCAGGGCACAGCUCUGCACGGUUCAGGUCAUCUUCUUGUGGAAGGAGUGUUAGCUGUGGGUAAAGCUGUCUGAAACACUAUUGUGCUGUUGAUGUUUUCUGGGCCUCCUGAACCCAUAAUAACCCCCCUCUUUUUUAAGCCACACCACUGGGGAACAAAGUAAGGUCGCUCCAGUGACAAUUUCCUCUGAGCUAUGCCAUCAGAACUUUGAAAAUGUCCUCUUUUUCUUGUAUGUUUUUUAAAGUUUAUUUUUUUCUCUUCGGUUGUUUUAUUGUUGGUUUGUGUGGCUGUCUGCAGGCUGGAACUAAAUGCUGCAGAUUGAAAUCUCAACUGUGACCUAGCAGUGGCUAACUGUGAAUCUGCUGCAGAGCUGCCCAUCAAGCCUUUCUCCUCUUCACACUCUAGAUUCUUGUAUGUCGGUUGGUUUAUUUCUCUCUAUCAUUUUUGUCUGUCUUGGUUUUUGUUAUUUCAAAAGUUCAGAUCAGCCUUUUGUUAAGCUACCUUUAUGUUUUGGAGAUAUUUUAGUGUACAUAAAACACAUCUUUUUUUUUUAAUUUUUCACCAAACAUGGAUAUUUCAGUUUCUAGUCAUGUUACAUGUUAUAGUUUUAAGGUUCUGGUCAAGUUCUGGUUUAUCUAAUUGAUGUUGUAAUUCCAUGUUACCUGACAAUUUCUUGUGUUUCUUUUUACACUCAUAUAUUUUGUUUGUUUGUUUUUUCCAUACGAAUUGUUGGCUUUAAGCUUGAUAUUGUAUCCAAAUGUAGAUCAGUGGAAUCUACAAACAAAAGAAAAAAAUAUCUCCCUUUCUUAGCCAAAGUGAUCUCUGAGGACAAGAGAGACAAGGCUUCCCUUAAAAUCAGAUUUUGAAAGAGCCCAUACAUUAUAUUACAUUCACAACAUGUGAUAUUUGAUAAGCCUCACUUGGAAUCUACCUUGGAUUUCUAAAAAUCUGCCACAGUAAGAUGAGAUUCUGUAUCAUUAAACCAUUGUACUCGAGCAAUGGAGAUGCAGUAUUUAGAUCAACACAAAUCAUUUACAUUGAAUGCACUUUAAACUUCUGGGCAAUUUCCUCAAACUUAAAGGCAUACUAUGCAGGAUUAGUCGGUUGCUGUUUGUAAACACAACAUUCAAAGUUGACCCUUCCUCCCCCAGCUCAAUGACACCAGAGCACGAGAGAGAGCAGCAGUGGUCGAGCAAGCUAGAGGGUGAAUAAAGAGAGGGAGAGGUGGUAGCAGAACAAAG
Molecule: messenger RNA, 6337 nt
Organism: Thunnus maccoyii (southern bluefin tuna)
Lineage: Eukaryota; Metazoa; Chordata; Actinopteri; Scombriformes; Scombridae
Gene: bend5
Product: BEN domain containing 5
Exons: 6
Coding region: 2487-3839 (450 amino acids)
Biological process (GO): negative regulation of DNA-templated transcription
Molecular function (GO): DNA binding
Source: RefSeq, a predicted model, not a curated record